Molecule: messenger RNA, 2307 nt
Organism: Cyprinus carpio (common carp)
Lineage: Eukaryota; Metazoa; Chordata; Actinopteri; Cypriniformes; Cyprinidae
Product: gamma-aminobutyric acid receptor subunit rho-3-like
Biological process (GO): nervous system process; regulation of membrane potential; monoatomic ion transmembrane transport
Cellular component (GO): GABA-A receptor complex; neuron projection; synapse
Molecular function (GO): extracellular ligand-gated monoatomic ion channel activity; GABA-A receptor activity; neurotransmitter receptor activity
Source: RefSeq, a predicted model, not a curated record
ACGUCAUUCCUUUGUCAUUAUAGAAAUAAAUUGAUAUUUGGUUUUAAUCGGAGGGAGGGGGAUUGCAGGAGAGCAACGUGGUCAGAAGAGCAGACAGGCUUUUAGGCAGGGUGGGAAUCGCAGACCGCCAGCCAUAUACACACUAACACACAUGUACAAAAGCGGAGCUCAAAGGAUUUCAAAUGGGACUAUGUAACUUCUGCUGCCCGGUGUGGAUAUAAGGGCCCUUGUGUAGGAAUGGGCGGCACUACGAGAAGGAAAGGAUGCUGGGUAAGGAACUCCAGAGAGUUAGACUGAUCCCACACCAUCUCUCUAUUUCUCCCUGCAUCAGAUCCUGGAGCUCAGGACUCGGCCAUGAACUUUGCUCUCUCUGUACUGAGGCUCAUGUGCCUGGCCUGGCUGUGGCCCGUCGCCCUGUUCAAAGGAAGCAACACGCAAAACCAGCGCCGGCACAAGGACGUCUACCUGGGCGAAAACACACAGCACAAACAUGGAGGACGAAUAGACUUUAAAACUAAGAAGUCUGACAGCACCAAAUCUCUGCUGAUUAAAUCAGAGCAGCUGUUGCGAAUUGAAGAUCAUGAUUUCGCCAUGAGGCCUGGUUUUGGAGGUUCAGCUAUUCCAGUGGGCAUCGAUGUGCAGGUGGAGAGCAUUGACAGCAUUUCGGAGGUCAAUAUGGACUUUACCAUGACCUUAUACCUUAGGCAUUACUGGCAGGACGACAGACUGGCCUUCCCCUCCAGCAAUAACAAAAGCCGAACGUUUGACGCUCGACUGGUGAAAAAGAUCUGGGUGCCAGACGUCUUCUUUGUUCACUCCAAGCGUUCUUUCAUUCAUGACACCACCAUGGAAAACAUCAUGCUCAGAGUCUAUCCAGAUGGAAACAUUCUCUACAGCGUCAGAAUCACAGUAACGGCGCUCUGCUCUAUGGACUUCAGCAGGUUCCCUCUAGACACACAGAACUGCUCUCUAGAGCUGGAGAGUUACGCAUACAAUGAGAACGACCUCAUGCUCUAUUGGAAGAAUGGGAACGAUUCAUUAAGGACUGACGAGAUUGCACUCUCGCAGUUUUUUAUUGAAGAAUUCCACCCUUCCUUCGGGCUAGCCUUCUACAGCAGCACCGGCUGGUAUAACAGGCUGUACAUAAACUUCAUCCUCAGGAGACACAUAUUCUUCUUCAUGCUGCAGACAUACUUUCCCACAAUGCUAAUGGUCAUGCUCUCCUGGGUGUCCUUCUGGAUCGACAGGAGAGCCGUACCGGCCCGUGUCUCUCUAGGAAUCACAACCGUGUUGACCAUGUCUACCAUAAUAACAGGCGUCUCAGCAUCAAUGCCUCAGGUGUCUUAUGUGAAGGCGGUGGACAUUUACCUUUGGGCCAGUUUCCUCUUUGUUUUCCUGUCGGUCAUUGAAUAUGCUGCCGUGAACUACUUCACUACAGUGGAAGAGAUGAAAAAACUUCAGAAAGGAAAGCUUCCAGCUUCCUAUGACGCAACCCAGGCUAUGGCCUACGACGGCUGUUUUCACGAUGACAUAGAUGUAUCGCCUUUCCCAGAGCUCCCCACAACACCCAGCACGACGCGGACCAUCCCGCCCAGAGCCUCCUCCACUGAGCCUCCACCCACCGAAGGCACGAGACUCUGGAGGAAACGUUCAGUCGGCAAAAACAUCAGAUUCAUAAUGAGCAACAGCUACAUGAUUGACUCGUACUCCAGAAUCAUCUUUCCAUUGGCAUAUCUUCUCUUCAACAUCAUCUACUGGUGUAUCUACUCUUGAUCGUGUAACUUGUUUUUCUAACCAGUCGCUGUAAUAAAUCCAGGAUUUAUUAUUGCACAAGACAGUUGAACUCUGGGCCUGUCAAAAUGAACGCUCUGAAAGUACGCACAAGUGACCUGACAAAGUUGACAGAUUUGAUUUAGUGAAACUGGAAUAAGAUCCAGAUGGAUGUUAGAUAUCCAUCACCCCAGCUUUAUCUCCUAGAAUUCAUUAGAUCCGAGAGCGGAAACUUGAAACCAAGCCAACCUGCUUCAUAUGCUCACGAAUUAUAUGUAAACUUGUGAAUAAAUUAAAUAAAUAAAUAACCCUCAUGCUAGUCUCACAUAGUAGGUCUUUUGACUCAUCACAUUCUGGGCCAUGUUUUUCUGUUAGAACCGCCUAACUGAACAGGAAGUAGCUGUCUGAGUGACAUGUAAAGGGACCAAUCACAGUUCAGAGUUUCACCCACGAUAUUUACACUACCGUUCAAAAGUUUGGGGUUGGUAAUAUUUUUAAUGUUUUUGAAAGAAGUCUCUUAUGUUCACCAAGGCUGCA